UUUUAGUCUCAGUGCUCAUGCGACGCGUAUACAACACGUUUACGGGAGAUUAAAGUAACAAAUGCGAUACGUGUUGAUUGUGUAGUUUAUAUUUUGUUUAAAUGGUUAAGUGAUUAAAUGAAGGAAAAUCAAAUGGUUUCCUCGCCCAAAAAAUACACACUUGCCGUAUGUACCAAUGAAAAAGUGAAUGAAAGAAAAGAAUUAUAAGAAAAAAUACAACAAAAAGAAGUAUGUAAUUAAAAGUGCGUUUAAUUUUAUAUAAAAAAAAAAAAUAAAACACAAAUAUUUUUCAACAAAAUUAUCUGUGAAAAUUGUGUAGCAAGAAAAAUUCCAAUAAAAAAUAUAUUCACAAUUGUUGGCAGAUAACGAACGCAUUCAAAUACGAAAACAAGAAGUGAAAAUUUAAUUUCAAAAGUAACUGGGAUGCAAAAUACGUAAAAGUGAAAAAUCGAUCUGCACUUUUAGAGUAAAAUAAAAUAAUUUUGUUUAGUUGUUGGUGUUUUAAAUAGGUUUGGUUUGUGUUAAAAACAGCAUUUUAUUAACUAACUUCUACAAACGUGUUUAUAAAACUUUUAUUGUUUGCUGUCUGACAUACGUCCACGUUGUCGUCAUCAGUAACAACAUCAAAAUUACAAAAAAGAACUACAACAAUAUAAUAAUAUCAACAUAAUGACACGCCUUACCGAAGAAAUGGUCAUUGCUAGAUCCAAACAAUCGGAUUUGAGCUCUAUUAAAAAACUUAAUUGUUGGGGAAGUGAUCUCAGUGAUGUUUCAAUUAUAAAACGAAUGCGUGGCGUUGAAGUGUUGGCGUUAAGUGUCAAUAAGAUUAGUACGUUGCAACCAUUUGAAGACUGCCUGAAAUUACAGGAAUUAUAUUUACGUAAAAACAAUAUACAAGAUAUAAAUGAAAUUGCAUAUUUGCAAAAUCUUCCAAAUCUUAAGUAUUUAUGGUUAGAAGAGAAUCCAUGCUGUGAUCGUGCCGGAGCCAAUUAUCGUGCAAUUGUGUUGCGUGCUUUGCCAAAUUUAAAGAAACUGGAUAAUGUUGAAGUGACACAAGAAGAAGUUGAUGAAGCUUCACGUGGUGGCAGCGGUGGUGGUGGAGUGGCUGUUGAAGAUGAUCCCUAUGAUGAUGCCUAUGAACAACAACAGCAGCAGCAACAACAGCAGCAACAACAAUAUGAACAGCAACAGUAUCAACAACAGCAGCAGCAACAACAACAAAGACAACAGCAGCAACAACACCAACAACCACCACAGCCUCAACAACAACAGUAUCAAUCAUCUCAGUAUCAACAACGUCGAAGUUCAAGUCCACAAAAAGAGCCUCCGCAACAAACAAGUCCUGCCACAACAGAAGACAGUGUAAGCGAAACAAAUAAUGCUAAUGGGUCGUCUAAAGCCUCUACGCCAUCUCAGGAACAAUUACACUCACCAUCGCCAAAAUAUAAUUCAACACCCAAAGAAAAUCGUUUAUCCUACCAUCAAUAUGAUAGAUCACCUGAUACAGAUCAGGAAAGUCCACAUGGUGGAGGUUUUAGGGUACCUAUACCACCCAGUGCUUCGACGCAUUCCAUGAAGGAAUACUAUCAGUCUGAUCGUCCUGCUUAUCCUGCCCACUAUCGUCACAGUCAAACCGAUUUAACUGAAUGGGAUGAACAUCAUCAGCAACAGCAUCACAGUAAUCACAAUCCUUAUGGCAGUACGGCUGCCCUACAUCACAUGGGUCAAAGGCGUAGCGCCGGACCCGAGAGAACAGAACCUGUAGAUCGUUAUGCUUAUAGAAAUGGCAGAGAAAAUGGUGAUUGGGAGGAUGAAAGACCAAGACCAAGACGACCCGAUGGCCGUUAUGCCGAUUCGGCUAGUACUGUUUCCACAGCGGUAUUAAAUCAUUAUAGUGGUUAUCAUAGGAGACCAAUUAAUAGAAGCUCCAACUUAUUGUCGGCGACAUUGUGUUUAGUUAAAGAAUUGGACUAUCCCAGCCUUGAAGUAGUUGAACAUGCAGUACGCUGUCGCAUUGAUGAAUUGUCUGCCGAAUGAUGAUGAAUAAGACGCAUGCCCUCCUAUUGAUAUGGAUUAAAUGCAUGCUUAAAUUUGAUAUUUUGCAAACAUAAAAACUAAUUGUACAAUAUAUGGCUAAAAUAUGUUUUCGAAUAA
This is a messenger RNA of Lucilia sericata (common green bottle fly), 2154 nucleotides long. RefSeq lists its product as uncharacterized. Lineage: Eukaryota; Metazoa; Arthropoda; Insecta; Diptera; Calliphoridae. The record is from RefSeq and is a predicted model, not a curated record. Gene Ontology annotation, molecular function: protein binding. The transcript is spliced from 11 exons. The coding region runs from base 670 to 2037 and encodes 455 amino acids. Gene Ontology annotation, biological process: cytoskeleton organization.